AUGAGGGGGGUAGGCGCUCGAACCGCUUUUGCGGGAUACGAAGAUGUCGACGCAGUAGGACGAUCAGGAGAAGGACUGGACGACGCACCUCUUCUUCCGUGGACCGAACCUGAAUAUCUGAAAAAGUUAACUUUUACACAGUUCGUGAUUUACCUAGUUGGCUUCUCGGAGGGGCUUACACAUCUUGCCGCUCUAGCUAUAUACUACCUGCUAAAAGAUGAUCUCGUUGAAAUCGCUCUAAACAGGCCAUUCUUUGCUUUCUUAUCCGACAGCUUCGCUAUAUUCGGCUACCGGAGGAAACCCUAUAUGAUCUUCUUCAGUGCGCUGGAAGCUGUUGGUUUUCUAAUGCUAGGUCUUUCCCCUGCGUCGCUGUCCGCUGCGUUCUGCUCCGCUGUCGCAGAGGCUCUCGUUGUGGAGAGUACCACAGGAAAAACGCUCGAUCAAAGCGCGGAGAACGUUUCGGAUUUCAUCACCGCGAAAGCUGUUGGCAUUUUCGUGGCAACCGCAACUUUCCCCCUCUUCAUUACGUUGAUUUCUUUCUUCAUGAGCGACGUGACGACCCCACCGGCGCGAAACAUGAAGGCGCAGUUUCGGGAGCUCAGUGCUUUUCUGAAGCAGUCUGUCAUCUGGGGACCUGCGAUGUACAUUUUCGUGUACAUGGCCGGUCCUGACUACGACGACGCCCUGUUCUUCUUCUUCACUAACAAGCUCGGAUUCUCCCCCACCUUCAUGGGGACUCUGAGAUUCACUUACGGCAUAGCAGCUUUGCUCGGAGUGCUUCUUUAUCGGUUCGUGUUUAGACAGGCUGGGUUUCGGCAAACUCUAUUCUGGACCAUCAUAGUUGCUGUCCCCAUCUAUAUCUCCCCUGUUAUUCUGGUCACUGGCUUCAAUCAGAAGCUUGGGAUUAGCAAUCAAGCAUUUGUCCUGAGCGGCGGGUUCCUCAUCGAAGCGACGGCUGAGAUCCAGCUGCUCCCGCUGCUCGUUUUAACUGCCUCUAUAUGCCCACCUGGACUUGAGGGCAGCGUUUACGGGAUGAUGAUGUCGAUUCGUAACUCAGGCUCUAUGGUCUCCCGUGGUCUCAGCGCCUUGUUUACAUGGGCAGUUGGCAUAACGGCCACAAACUUCAGUCAUCUGACUUCUUACAUUCUCCUCUGUGGCGCAUGGCUGCUUCUUCCGCUCUUGUUCCUUGGUUUCAUGUAA
Molecule: messenger RNA, 1200 nt
Organism: Neospora caninum
Lineage: Eukaryota; Apicomplexa; Conoidasida; Eucoccidiorida; Sarcocystidae
Product: T1G11.18 protein, related
Exons: 14
Coding region: 1-1200 (399 amino acids)
Source: RefSeq, a predicted model, not a curated record